AGUUCCUUUUGAGUUAGACUGGACACCCCAUAAUUUCCAAUCGCCGGACGAUGUAUAUCAACUGUACUUGGACCGAGUUGUCACUUUCAACCAUCGACGCAACGACAACGAAGCAUCGAAGCCCUCGCUGAUGCAUCUGCGCGAUGAAGGCCACGUGCAGUUGCGGAAGCGAGGAAGAACCCCAAGCCCAAGACAAUGGUCGAAUGUCGAGUCCGGCUACUAACCAUGGCGAGUCAGACUCCCAUUCACCGCAAUUGCAACACUGUCGUUCUUUAGGAGAAGCCCAGGUUUCAACAAGAAUUGCCCCUGAUGAAGUGGGCGAAAGGGGGACGGGGGAGAGGCGGUGCAUCUUCCUGUUGCACAACGACGCCCCACCACCAAAUCUCCCUGUUGCAUCAAAACAACAAACAUCAACACCAGCAGCAAUAAUCUCGUCUAACCUCACCGGCUUUACCAAUACUUCCACUCGUUUUCCAGUUUCUUCUUCCUCCUCUUCUUUGUCCUCUCCCCACACUCAUUAUAUUUUGGUUCCGGCAUCCCACCCUCCCUCUGCCGCCACUCCCUCCGCCGCGGCGGGUGUCCAGGACGUGGCCCCUACGCCUCCCCGCCCUAACCAACGGCUUCAACUCCGGCAGCUUUCGCAACGAAUUGCGGCGCUGCUUCUGGCAAUUGGCCAACGAGACCGGCGGCUCCUGAUGCUGAUUUUGCCAUACGCACGGUUUUACUGGCAGGCCUUCUCGACCGCACGUCAACGUUGCUGGAGUCUCACGCGCACCGCCUGUGCGAUUGGCGGUCUUUGGCUGCUGACCCGGCUGUUCCUGCGCCACGUCCACUCCCCAUUCGCCCAUCUUCCCGGCGGCCCUCGCUCCCUGUCCCUGCACCCUAAACAUCUCAUCCAGGCCUCGGUCACUCAUUCUAAACACAAACAUCUUCGAAAAGUUUCCAAGUCGCGUCGUCGGAAUUCGAGAGAGUUGAGGCGGAAGGCGACGGCUGCUGCGGAUCGUGACAGUGAUAGUGAUACAGGUUCCGUUGAUGCUGUUGGUCAGGCAGGCUCCGUUGCAGUAAUCAACCACCGUCGAAGAUUUCCAGUUCGAAACAGUCGCGAUUUUUUUACACCCUCGUUUCAACAUCAAAAUCAUUCUGGAUAUGGCACUCCAUGUCCAGUCGCUCAUUUGAACUCCUCGUCGCCCUGGCACAUUCCGGUCCCGAACAUUCACGAUCUCGAACAUCUUGAUGAGGAUUCACUUCACGCUCUCAUUAUGAGUUUGCAAACCCCCCUGAAGUCCCCCCCCCGUCGACGUCGUGGAAUUACGGAACCGUUACGUAUCACAACCAUACCUUCACUAUCAAAUCCAAUGGAUCACAACCACGCUCUAUCCGACCACAUCAAUGCUGCUCCCGCAUCACCGACGACCAGCACAUCCUGCUACACUGCAUCCGUCAACCCACCUCCAACCUCGCCAACGUGGCGUUCAUCACAAUUCUCAUCGAUAACGGCAGUCGACACACAAUCACAACGCACUCGAUCUUCCAAACGAUUCUCCCUUAACUUCCCUAUCGCCAUUCCACGGUCCACUACUACCUCAAUGGCUUCUGGACCUACCGCUCGCUCCUCCCAGCUUUUCUCCCUCUCCUCCCGUCCCCCAUCAUGGGCUCCGACAACUACAUCGAGCGGCAGUGACCACAGCAGAGGCAACAGUCCUCCAACCUUCUCCCCCAAUCGAACAUUCAUGUCGCCGACACAUGGUCACCCGGCCACGUCUCUCCCGGCCCUAACAUCGCCUACAUUUCUUCCUCCGCCCGAAACCAACUUUCUGACGAUCCUUGCUGCCCAGGAGCGCAAGGUUCUGGAACUCCGUGAGGAGCUUGGUAAAGCUGAAGCCGAGCUGGGAGAGCUGAAGAAGAAAUGGGAGCGCAGUGAGGCUCGAAAGAAGCGUGAGGAGCUUCGGAGUGGGAUGCGUUUGCGUGAUCUCGCAGGUCCAGCUGCCAUGCCACCCCCUCCAGCGUAUAUCAAUGACGGCGAUGGGAUCCAUGAGAUGCAACUGAGAUCUGCUACCACCCCAAGGAACAAGCGACUGUCCGACAUAUACAGUCUAGGGGCUUCAGACCUGGGACCAUAUACGCAUGAUCAAGCGGACCUGAAGGAGGAAGAGGACCCCGAUGGCAGCAAUGCAUGGAUGACGCAAGAGAUGGAACGGCGCAAGUCUCUCCUCCGCGGCAGCACAAUGGGUCCUGCACCUGGAUCUGCAACCACCCGCUACAGUCAACGCAAGGUCUUCAGCGGAAGUAGACACACUCGUGCGCUCAGCUUGCUGAGCCCAGACAAAGAACGGGUAUUUGAUCGAAAUGCUGCUCUGGACGCUCUGGAAGGACGGACUCGUUCUACAUCACCACCCGACGCCUCAUUCCCCCCUCCACCUUUUACUCGGGCUUCGGCCGAGCAUGAUCGAACAGCAAUCGCCGAACAGAAACCUCGGUCUCGUCGGCCACUCUCCCUUGCUUCAGGUCUCCCUCAGCCACCCUCCCGAUCCAGGACUUUGCCUAUCCUCGCUCCCAUCGACCAGCUGAACGACGCAAUGGAAUCGGGCAAUGGCGCCCCCGCUGCAAUUCUCCGAACAGCCAAGCAAACCGCCGAGGGCUUGAAAGACGGGCUGUGGACAUUCUUUGAAGAUAUCCGACAGGCUACGGUCGGCGAGGAGGGAGCAAGAGAGAUGGGGGGUGUCGCACAGCGAUCCCUCAGUCCCGGAAAACGAGGGCAGGAAGGCGCUUCUGCAGGUAUCCGCACAGGACGGGUCUUGGGCCGUCAGGGUCCGCAUCUUGACGGUGACGAGAAAGAUCCUGCCGUAAUGACCCCCACACGCCCACGCCCAAGGGGACGGGAUCGUACCGGCAUAGAUGCGAAUCCAAAAGCACCUGGUGAUCCUGACAUGCUGUCCACCCAUUCGUCAACCACAGACUCCGCCACUCCAUCGCAACGAAAAGUCGUUGAAGACGAGCACGGUAUGGAAUGGGACUCGUGGGCGACGCCCCAAAACCCGAAAGACCCCACCACCAAACCAGAGAACGCCCAGGCGCCCUUGCGGAAGCAAGCCGUGCAGGAACGGAUGAGCAUGACAUAUCCGGUGCAACCCGGCGGGAAGGGCAAAGCGAGCCCCGACAUGAUGGACAGUCCUGGAAGCAGCAACGAGAGUAGGGAGUCCGGUGAAUCGGAUGGGUCGCAAGCCACGAAGAAAGACGACGAAACGAGUGCAGCUUCGGAGACCCGGCGGACGACUGACGGGAGUGGGAAGGAUGCGAGCGAUCCCACCGCCCGCACCCACCCCUCCCCCUCCACCGAAGUCCCCCGCCCUUCCGCCAGUAUCGACGAAUCCUUCAGUCCUACCGGGACCCUCCGCGCCCGCUCCAACUCCAGCCGCACAUCUCCUUCCAACUCCAGCCGCACACCCCCCUCCGGCAGCCACUCCACCACCUCAGAUGCGUUCCCCUGGAUGCAGAACCUGCACCUCUCGGACGUGCGGAAGCUCGCCCCCGCGAAUCUGAUGCGCGAAUGGGAACGCUCGUUGUCGCCGCCGGCGGAGGAGCGGGGGGGUCCGCGAGAAGGUCCCACGGCGAUGGAUCACGAGGACCUAUAGCUUGGACAGACGAGGAGAAGGACGAGACGUAAUGUAUGAUAAAGAUAAACGAACGACUGUGUAUGAUAAUGAACGAAGGGCAUGAGCACUGAAAAUUGCCGAUGCGGACCGUUGGAGAAAAUCGGGCGCCAUGCCAGCUUCGCGGCUUGGGUUUUGGUGGAAAACGGUACAUAAUAGAGCAGCUGGCUGAGCUAUCGUAAUUAUCCUAAAUGAAUAGAGCAUCUACUACCUACAUUGCGACGGCUGGGG
Molecule: messenger RNA, 3881 nt
Organism: Eremomyces bilateralis CBS 781.70
Lineage: Eukaryota; Fungi; Ascomycota; Dothideomycetes; Eremomycetales; Eremomycetaceae
Exons: 3
Coding region: 144-3632 (1162 amino acids)
Source: RefSeq, a predicted model, not a curated record